UAUAAAUGGCCGACAGAAAUGUCAGUGUGAUAACUGAAUUCAUCCUCCUGGGGUUGACUGAUAACCCUGAAAUGAAUGUUGUCCUUUCCGUGCUCUUUGUAUUAAUCUAUCUCAUUACUGUGUUGGGCAAUAUUUGGAUUACCAUAACAAUUCUGACUAGUGCCCAGCUCCAUUCACCCAUGUACUUUUUCCUUAGCCAGCUGGCUUUCUUGGAUUUCUGCUAUUCUUCAGUCUUGAUUCCUAAAAUGUUGGUGAAUUACAUAACAGGACAGAAAGUCAUCUCUUAUCAUGGUUGCCUCCUACAGUAUUCGUUUGUCAGCUUGUUCCUGACUACUGAAUGUUUCCUGUUGGCUGUCAUGGCAUGCGAUCGGUAUCUUGCAGUUUGCCGCCCACUUCACUACAAAGGUCUAAUGACUCCCACGUUCUGCAUCUACCUGGUGACUGUUUCCUACCUGCUGGGCUCUGCAAAUUCCCUCACCCAUCUGAGUAGCUUGCUGAGUUUGUCUUUCUGUGGGCCCAAUGUUAUCAACCAUUAUUUCUGUGACAUUCCAUUGCUCUUCCAACUCUCCUGUUCCAACACCCAACGCAGUAAGGUUUUAUUUACUGUCCUUUCUGGAGCAGCAUCAGUGUCUACCUUUUUGAUAGUGGUUAGUUCCUACCUGGAAAUCCUGCUCACUGUCCUCAAGAUACAUUCCACCAGGGGCAGAAAUAAAGCCAUAUCCACAUGUGCCUCCCACUUAACGGUAGUGACUCUCUUCUAUGGAACAGUGAUAUUUACUUACCUGGGAACCAGCUCUAGCUACUCACAGGAUAAAGCCAAAAUUCUGUCGGUGUUGUACACACUUUUGCUGCCAAUACUAAAUCUUCUAAUAUAUAGCGUGAGAAACAGGGAAGUCAAAGAAGCCAUGAAAAUAAUCAUUAAGGGAAAAAUAUUUCCUCAAUGAACAUGAAAUUUUAGCCAGAAACAUUUAAGAGUAUUUAUCGAUGCUGCAGUAAGUACAUUGUCAAAUACAUGUGGGACUUUUGGGGUGAAGGCAGAAAGGUAUUUGCAAAGCAGCAUAUGUGAAAAAUGCAUUCAUUAUUGGCCUUUAGAAACAUACAUGCGCACAUGUAAGCACACACACAUAACACACACAUAUAUGGGAAACUUUUCUUUUACACUUUUAGGUUUAUUAGUUGGAAGGCCCAUUAGUUAAACUGACAAAGAAAUGAUUAACAGGAAAAGAGGCAAAGUUUAUUCAUACACAUAUGGGGGCAUACAAAAGAACUCGCUCGCUCAAUAAUUCGAGACCAGGGUUUAUGUACCUAAUUUGCCACAUGAAAGCAAAGGACGAGAAAGGCCUCCAUGGGAAGAACAUAUGAACUAACAGAACAAAUAGGAGAUAAAGUUUAUGGUAUUGUAUGUUUCAUACAGAUUCCUGUGUUCCCUUUCUUCUUCCAGGCAGAAAAUCCUCCUGCUAGAGGCGAUUUAUUGGUGUUUCAUUCUCAGAAGUUUCUGUCUUUAUCCUGAUAAGAAUAGCUCUGAUAAAGCUUCUUUCUGCAUUUGUUGAAUCUCAAAUGUCUUUAGAUAAAAAUAUUUUUAUGCCACUUUGGUAUAAUUUGAAUCUUUUUCGAUCUCAAAUUGUGAUUUUGAAAAUCUAACUUCUUGUGUAAUAAACUGUCACCCAUAUUCUGUGGAUUGGUUAAUUAUAUAAUACAAUCA
Callithrix jacchus (white-tufted-ear marmoset) is the source of this 1702-nucleotide messenger RNA. The record is from RefSeq and is a predicted model, not a curated record. Lineage: Eukaryota; Metazoa; Chordata; Mammalia; Primates; Cebidae.